UAAGGUUACCCUUUUUUGGUGGGAUGGAUCGCCCUAGGUCAAUUAAGAUUGAAAACAAAUAGUUCUCGUGUUCUCUUGAUCCAAAGGAAAGAGGUAGAUUUUUGAAGAUAACAGACUAACACCUGAAAAAAGUUUUCAUUAUUUAUGUGGAAGAAGUGGCAGUGGUCUGGCUUGUAGACGGUUUGGAGGAAUUCUUACUAGUGCCUCGUACCCUGAAAUUCUUCAGGAAGGUCGACUGCAGGGAUGGCUUCAUUUGGAUGCAGAAAACCACUAACAAAAGAGGGAGCUUCCUGGAAAUUACAAAAGUCCUUAACGGCUGGGGAAAAAGAAACUUAGUGGUUCCAGCCAGAGAGGAAGCAAAAGGCUGGGACUCCUUCAAAAGACUACUCCUCGACGCCACGAACGGUAUUGAUAGACAAACCAAAACGGUUUCCAGUAAAGACAGAAUCUCUGGUCUUUCUUUUGCCAACAUUGUUCGUGGUUCCUCUCUCGCUCAAAAGGGGGUUGGCCCAGUCUCCACAGACGUUCCUUGUCUGGAAGAAGUCAGGAAGAUAAACUAGAAUGAAACGGUCGUAGUCAUAAUAAGAGAUUUUCAUGAUGAAUGGGGGAGGAUUCUCGAGGUCAUACAACGACAGACAAAGGAGCGUUUCAUUAUCAACCCCUUUCAGGCUGAUAAAGCUUUGCUGAGAUGCCCAUCAGAGGACAUAGCCCGUCUUCUCACACAUAACAAGGGGUGGGUAUCUUUUGGACCCCUCACCUUGAAAAUGGAAAACUAGAGCCCACUGCUCCACGGUCGAACUACUGUGGUUCCUUCCUAUGGUGGAUGGUUGCGUUUUAAGAACAUUUCGCUGCAUCUUUUGAGUCUGGACACUUUUACGGUGUUGGGUAAUUGCUUUGGGGGCUUCUUGGAUUAUGCGGAUUCAAAUUCUUCUUUAGUGGAUUGCACUGAAGUAAUCUUAAAGGUUAGGGGGAAUUAUUGUGGCUUUGUUCCGACAGAAGUAAAACUUCUAGAUAAAGACCAAGUCUAUGUAGCCACGAUAGAUACCUUUCAAGACAGUCGGUUCUUGAUGGAGAAGAAGGUCGACGUUCAUGGAGGUUUCUCUCCGGCAGCGGCGAAAUGUUUUUACAACAGUACAAAGAAAAAUCCGGUGGACAAAUGGUUUUGCAGAGGUUGCAUUAGCUCUGCUGCUGGAGGCUCAGAAUUUAAACGAAAAUGUCUCUUGCCUGUGGACCCCUCAGCACAGCCUGCGACCCGAUUCUCAAAGUUAUGCACUUUACAAGACGUCACGGGUCGACCUUUGCCGAAAGAAAGGAAAGGUAAAUUAGUUUCCUUCUCCAAAGUAAACCAAACUAAGCUCUUUCAUAAGAAAGCUCUUAUUGGGUCCACAUCGACUGAGGAAGGUACUACAAGGGCCACAAGAAAAGACAAGGGGAAGGAGCCAGAGUCAGAUGGGAUGUCUGUUUUUUUUGAUUUGUCAGAGGUGUCCUUUUCUAGCAUUGGUAGUCAACUCUCAAGUAGAGAUUUGGAGGGCAGCUACGACCAAGGGGAGGGGAUAGGCUCUUUACCUCCCUUAGUUUUGGACCCAUCGGAUGAUUAUUUUGUCCGUUUUGAAGAGAGAGAGGAGACUGUUGAGGUAGAAUCGGAAGUUAGUGUAGCAGAAGAGUUUCAAAGAGAAGAUGAAGAUGAUCAAGAAUCAGAAAUAGAUGAAGCAGUUCAUUUCCCUUUUACUCGGAAGAUGGUGAAAGCCCUUAGAGUGUUUAAUAUGUGUCUUAGACCUAUCUCUUCGAAAGCUGCUAUGAAGGGGACCUCAGCCAAGAAGAAAGAGGCUAGGGAGAUGAUGCUCAGAUAAAGGCCUAGGAAAAGGAGAUAGAGGAGACAGGUUCAGAACUCCAGAUUUUAGACGAGGGCCCUCAGGGUGUUAAAUGAAGCUCCUUUCUUGGAACGUUCGAGGCUUAGGAGCCCUCUAAAAAAGAGUGCUCAUCAAAGACCUUGUCUGUAAGGUGGAUCUCAAUUUGGUAAUGUUGCAGGAGACUAAGCUGGCAGCUAUAGAUAGGAAGAUAGUCAAGAAUGUGGGGAGCUCGCGUAGAAUUGGGUGGGCAGCUUUAGAUGUCGAAGGAUCCUCGGGAGGUCUCCUCAUUAUGUGGAACAAGGAUGUUAUAGAGAUUGAAGAUUCCAUUGUGGGAAGCUUCUCAGUUUCUCUGCGUAUUAAGUAUUUGAAUGGCUUUAGUGGCUAGGUUACAGUUGUUUAUGGCCCAUCCUCCUAUAAGAACAGGGAUUGUUUUUGGCAAGAGCUGAUAGAUUUGGCAGGCCUCUGUUCGGAAGAUUGGUGUCUUGGUGGUGAUUUUAAUGUGGUCAGAUCUCAACGGGAUAAAUCAACUGGGGGAAGAGUAACUCAAAGCAUGCUAUGUUCAAUGUGAUUAUAGAGACGCUGGAGGUAGAAGAAGUCCCUUUGAAAAAUGGUUCUUACACUUGGUUUGAUUUUAGAGAUAACCGGAUCAGUACCCGUAUAGAUAGAUUCUUUUUGUCUCCUAAAUGGAUGAAUUUUUCAAAGAGAUUACUCUUUAUAGACAACCUAGAACUACAUCGGACCAUUUUCCUCUGUAGUUGAAUCUUGGUAAUAAAAAAUGGGGGCCUGCCCCUUUUAAGGUUUGACAACGUGUGGCUAGAUCAUCCCUCCUUUCUCCAGAAGGUUGAAUUGUGGUGAAUUGUGGUGGGGGGCGUAGUCUCCUUCAUGGUGGCCUGGUUUUGUGUUUAUGGAGAAGCUGAGAGCCCAAUCUUAUUAUGUGGAACAGAGAUACGUUUGGGCACGUAGAAAACUCCAAGGACAUCAUAGCUCAAAUAGAAGCCCUUGAUAAAGAAGAGGAGCUCGAAAUUCAUUCGGAUCAGUUGUCUGGUUGUAGGUUGUCCCUCAAAGCUGAUCUCCUGGACAUUUCUCUUAAAGAACAAAGAUUCUGGGCUAAAAAAUGUAAGUUGAAAUGGCUUAAAGAGGGAGAUGAGAAUUCAAAAUUUUCCAUAGAUGGGCUUUGUCCAGAAGGAGUAAAGCCUUGAUACGCUCUCUUUGGGACAGAAACGAUAAGGAGUUGCAUUUAAAAAGUGAAAUAGAGAACGAAGUGGUCAGUUUUUUUCGUCAGCUUUAUGAAGAGUCAGGUAGUAGAUUCAUUUUCGAAGGGCCAAAUUGGAGCCCUCUUCUCUUCAGAGCUCGUGGGCUGAAAGCCUUUAAGUCCCUUUUAGUGAGGAGGAAAUUUUGAAAGCAAUCAGAAGUUUGGGCAAUUUGAAAUCCCAGGGCCGGAUGACAUGUCUGUAGAGUUCUAUAAAAAGGCUUGGAACAUUCUGAAAGCGGACUUAGUAAGAGUGUUCCAAGAGUUUUUUGAGAAUGGGAUUGUUAAUAGCCGUACUAACGAGACGUAUGUCUGUCUGAUCUUGAAGAAGAAGCAAGCUAAUAAGGUUAGUGAUUUUCGCCCUGUCAGUCUAGUUACAUCUCUUUAUAAAAUCAUAGCUAAAGUCUUGGCUGGGAGGUUAAAAAAGAUUAUUCACUUUAUUGUUGAUGAUGCUCAAGCUGCUUCUGUUGAGGGUAGACAGAUUCUUGAUACUAUGUUGGUGGUGGCAGAGACAGUUGGGGAUUGGAGUGUCUCUAAGAAGCAAGGUUAUUAGCUCGAUUAUGAGAAAACUUAUUACAUGGUGAAUUGGGACUAUCUUGAUAAAAAGGGUUUUGGAAGAAUCGAGGUUGCUUGUCCUCUGCGAAUUUCUCCAUUCUCAUCAACAGUAGGCCAA
Momordica charantia (bitter melon) is the source of this 3772-nucleotide messenger RNA. NCBI's taxonomy places the organism in Eukaryota, Viridiplantae, Streptophyta, Magnoliopsida, Cucurbitales, Cucurbitaceae. The record is from RefSeq and is a predicted model, not a curated record.